AUGAGCACGGUUCUACUGUGUCAUUCGGAGUCACGAGAUCUGAGGCAUGCUAUUCGUUCUGAAGAGAACUUGGUCUACUACGAUUACAGCACCACCACGAUUGAAGAAAUCAAGGAGAAAAUCUGCAGUUUUUCGCCGUCUAAAAUCAAAAGUUUUGGUCUUCACAUCCAGAGCAAACGCCAUCGACUCACUCUUUGUGGGACCGCAAACACCGUUAGUUUUCUAGGUUUGGCAUGCUGA
Molecule: messenger RNA, 240 nt
Organism: Cooperia oncophora
Lineage: Eukaryota; Metazoa; Nematoda; Chromadorea; Rhabditida; Trichostrongylidae
Source: the annotation of a GenBank genome assembly